Molecule: messenger RNA, 435 nt
Organism: Caenorhabditis elegans
Lineage: Eukaryota; Metazoa; Nematoda; Chromadorea; Rhabditida; Rhabditidae
Gene: ubq-2
Product: Ubiquitin
Exons: 3
Coding region: 3-389 (128 amino acids)
Biological process (GO): translation
Cellular component (GO): nucleus; ribosome; cytoplasm
Molecular function (GO): structural constituent of ribosome
Source: RefSeq, marked reviewed
UCAUGCAAAUCUUCGUCAAGACUCUGACGGGUAAGACUAUUACCCUCGAAGUCGAGGCUUCCGAUACCAUUGAGAAUGUCAAGGCCAAGAUCCAAGACAAGGAGGGAAUCCCACCAGAUCAGCAAAGAUUGAUCUUCGCCGGAAAGCAACUCGAGGAUGGACGUACUCUCUCCGACUACAACAUCCAAAAGGAGUCUACUCUCCACUUGGUGCUCCGUCUUCGUGGAGGAAUCAUCGAGCCAUCUCUCCGUCAGCUCGCCCAGAAGUACAACUGCGACAAGCAGAUCUGCAGAAAGUGCUAUGCUCGUCUCCCACCACGUGCCAGCAACUGCAGAAAGAAGAAGUGCGGACACUCCAGCGAGCUCCGCAUCAAGAAGAAGCUGAAGUAAUCUUCACUCGUUCCAGUCCAUGUGUUGGCAAAUAAAUCGUUAAUUU